Carassius gibelio (silver crucian carp) is the source of this 5973-nucleotide messenger RNA. RefSeq names its product TBC1 domain family, member 32 (gene tbc1d32). The transcript has 34 exons. Gene Ontology annotation, biological process: non-motile cilium assembly. Bases 309 to 4223 code for a protein of 1304 amino acids. NCBI's taxonomy places the organism in Eukaryota, Metazoa, Chordata, Actinopteri, Cypriniformes, Cyprinidae. The record is from RefSeq and is a predicted model, not a curated record.
AUAUUCUUACGGUUGCACUGUGAAGGUAAUGUUUUGCAAAUAACGGGUGUUUUAAUGCGGAUGAUUUAGCUCAGCUGGGCUUGUUUCCAUAGAAACGUGUAGUGCUAACAGAUGCUAAGCUGAUUUAUACACAGCGCCGUGCUUUAUGAAACGACUGAUUAUGAAAGAUUUUUAAUGUUAUGGAAGCGACGUAGCUCAGCUGUUUGGACAUGAUGUGAAAUUAUUGCAGGUCAAGCACACCUUACUUAGCACCUUGUUUCACAAGGAGACCCCCUGUAGAGAAGAGCUGAUCACACCCCUGAGAAGCGAUGUCUCAGUUCUCCAGCGAGGAUGAGGCGGAGCUCCAGAGCCUGCUGCGAGAGCUCCUGAAAAGUGUCAAAGAUAGAAUCUCAGGAGCACCAUCAGUAGAAUGUGCGGAGGAGAUUUUGCUUCAUUUGGAGGAAACUGACAAGAACUUUCAUAACUAUGAAUUUGUGAAGUACCUGCGGGCAUAUGUAGAGAGCAGUUUAGGAACUGUUAUUGAAGAAGAGACUGAGAAUUUCACCAGGGGUGAUGGUCAUGCUAUUGGGCCGGGACAGGACACCCUGGUCCACGCUGUUACGAAGAGGACUAGGGAGUCCGCACAGUAUAAACAGAUGAUGCAGACUUUGAAACAGACCAUGAUGGUGGUUGUGGAAUCACUGAUCAAUAAAUUUGAGGAAGAUCAGCUGAAGAAAGAGGAAAUGGACAGGAAGAGCCAACAUGAGCAGUCAAGCAGUCAUUACACUGACAACUGCUCUGACAGUGACUCUUCAUUCAAUCAGAGCUAUGCAUUUAUCAAGCAUGAACAACUUCAAGUCAUCGCCGAGAAGCUUGACCCCGGUAGACCACGAGAGGUUCGCUUGGAAGCUUUGCAGUCUUUGUGCUAUGCCCCUCCCUCUGAUGUCCUGAGCUGUGAAAGCUGGACUGGCCUGCGCCGAAAUCUCUCUGCUGCACUCACUGACCCUGACCCUGAGCUCAGCGAUAAAGUCCUUCAGUUUUUUGCAAAAACAUUUUCCUCUUCUCCAUUAAAUGUGACUAAGGAUAUCUACAGUACCAUAGCUAAAAGCUUGGAGGCUCAUUUCCUCUACCAUAAGUUGAGUUUUCCCAGCGGCUCUACAAGUAUUGAUGCGAACAGACCAGAUAUGGCCCGUCUCCUCAAACAAAUGAGAUUAAUAAAUGACUUUCAGAAGGAGGUGACAACAUUUUGGAUACGCCAUCCUGAGAAGUACAUGGAGGAAAUCAUUGAGAACACCCUCUCUCUUCUCGCUCUGCAUUCUGAACAGGGCAUGAGCAGCCCCGGCUCAGAAAAAUCCCUAGAGCCUAUACACUUAAUCUCUCUGCUAGAUAUCAAAGCCACCUGGUUUAAGAAAUGGAUGCAUGGCUACUACAGCAGAACUGUUGUCUUAAGACUUCUGGAGAGGAAAUACAAGACUUUGAUUGUUAAUGCUCUGCAGCAGUGCAUUUAUUACUUCGAUUCCUGUGAUGCAGUUAGAGAAGAAACCUUGGAAAUUAUCCACAGCCUUGAACAUCAGCAGAUUGGCCCUGCUCGGAGAACUCUCUACACUUCUAAAGAGCUGGAGUUUGUUUACUUCAUUCACUCGCUGUGUGUGCUCGGGAGGCUUGUGAUGUACACUAAUGGAAGGAAACUUUUUCCCAUUAAAGUGAAGAAGCGGAGAGAUCCGGUAACUUUGACCGACUUGGUGGUGAUUCUGAUCAAUAUCAUGUACCAACACCCAAAACCAUCCUGCGGUGAGAUGACACAUGCAGACUCCCUGUCCCCCACUAAUCUUGUGAUGGAGGUGUUAAGGACCCUGUGUGACCGCACUGAGUGUGCUGUGGAGUGUCUCUACCAGGUCCCUGUCAUAGAAACUCUGCUGGCUCCUGUUAUCUCCCUGCUCAAAGGAAAGCUGCCCAAAUUAAAUUCCCUAGAAAGUGCCUUGACUCACAUAGCAGACACGCUGGCGAGGAUCGCUAGCACCGAACGAGGUUUAUCACUCCUGCUUUAUGACAGAAAUCUCGUCUCGGCCGAGGGUGAAAGUAUUUCAGCAGCACAUGUGGUGGUACAGUUUACCCAGAGGCUGCUGGCAAAAGAGCUGCAUGUGUUCAGCGAGCUGGAGAUUCCUCCUGGUGUGAGCGGGGCCUUCAUCUUUGUCUGUCGGCAGAUGUACAACACCUGCGAGGGGCUGCAAGUCCUACGGCCAUACAGCCUGCAUGAGUGCAUCGCUAAAGCCUGGAGAACGACAAGCUCCGUGUCGGAGAGAGUUCCCACUCCUGUUCCUGGAGCUCCCCCAGUGAUCACUUCCCAGGAGCUGCAGAGCGUGGUGGCCUGGGAAGAGAUGCUGUUGGACAAUCUGCUGAAUUUCGCUGCCACACCAAAAGGACUGCUGCUCCUCCAACAGACCGGAGCCAUCAAUGAGUGCGUCACCUACAUGUUCUCAAGAUUUACCAAAAAACUACAGGUCAGCAGGUGUGAGAAGUUUGGUUACGGUGUGAUGGUGACCCAGGUGGCCGCUACAGCCCCAGGCAUCACGGCCUUGCAAAGCUCAGGAUUUGUCCAGACGAUUGUGGUGGAGCUGUGGUCAGCCUUGGAAUGUGGUCGAGAGGAUGUAAGGGUGGUCCAUCCAAAAUCUACUCCAAUGGACCCUAUUGACAGGAGCUGCCUCAAGUCCUUCCUCUCUCUAGUCAAUCUGCUUUCUUCACCUCACGCUGUGUGGGAGCUGCUGGGACAUCAAGCGCUUCCUAAUAAGACCGAGUACAAUCUGAGAGAGAUGGCCACAGCAGUUAUAGACCUGAUGGACCGCCUCAUCAUUAUUAACUCUGACGCAAAGAUUCACUCCCUUUUCAACUAUGAGCAGUCCCACACGUUUGGCCUGAGGCUCUUGAGCGUGCUGUGCUGUAACCUGGAUUCUUUUCUUCUGCUGGAGUCUCAGUAUAACCUCUCUGAGUUACUGCUGCAGGGUCAGAGGGACAAUGUUACAGAGCCGCCCUCAGGUGAAGGGGAAUUCAUCAUUGAUGGACUGUCUGUGGAAAGAAACCAUAUCCUUGUUCGAAUCGGUACAGUUGGUGGCCCAUCUGAGAGGAGACUUCCUCCCAGAGCCCUGCAGAGAGGGAAUGACCCUUACCCAUGGCCAAUGGUGUCUACAUACCCCCUGCCUAAAUAUUACAUCCUCGACAUGCCCAAGACUCUACGCAAUAAACAGGAGUCAGAGAUCUGUGCUUUGUUGGCCUCGUCUAAAGAAACAGAGAGAGAUGCUAGCUGGAUGGAAGACUGCAGGAGACAGUUCUGCAAGAUCAUGGCUACAAAGUCAAACACCCUCACUGGAUACGUUCUUGCUGAUUUUUUGGAGAGGGUCGUGCUGCAUCUCUCGUCUUCAUCCACUGACUGCUUCUUUCCACCAGCAGAAUAUAAAGUGGUGGACCACAGUGUAAAGACUCGAAGCCUGUCGUCUGUGGAGCAGUUAGGUGUGGGGAUAUCCCUCAGGUAUGGCAAGUUCCUAAAGCUAUUGAGAGAAGAUUCAGAGCAGGAUCUGUGUCUUCUGCUCAAGCACUGUCAGGAGUUCCUCUCUCAACAACGAGUCAGUGUCACUUCUGAGCUCUCCUGUUUUCAGGGUGGAUAUCCUGGUCACGAUUGGUUUGCCGCCUCAGUUUUUCUGCUCAUGCAUGGCGACGUGGGUCGUUCUCUGAGUCUGCUCUUGCGUUUCUCCCGUCUGCUGCCGUCUGCCUUCCUGUGGCCCCCAAGACUGCACAGCUCUGUACAUCUCCCUAUAGAGAUCGCUCAGUCGGGCAUUCAUCCCAUCUACUCUUGCACUGCUCAUUAUGUCGAAAUGUUGCUCAAGGCCGAGGUUCCUCUGGUUUUUUCUGCCUUCAGGAUGUCUGGCUUCACUCCCUCUCAGAUCUGUAUUCAGUGGCUUGGCCAGUGCUUCUGGAACUACCUGGACUGGUCUGAGAUCUGUCAUUAUGUAGCCACAUGCGUCAUCAUGGGACCAGAUUACCAGGUGUACUUGUGCGUCUCUGCCCUCCGUCACCUGCAGCAGGAUAUUCUGCAGCACACACAGACACAGGACCUGCAGGUCUUUCUUAAGGAGGAGCCAAUCCACGGCUUCAGGGUGAGUAAUUACCUGGAGUACAUGGAGGGGCUGGAACGCAACUACAGAUCCAUGGUGCUCUCGGACAUGAGGAGCAUCUUACCAAGGAGCAGCUAGAAGCAAAUAGACCACCGAAGAUCAGCAGGGACUGAAAGUGCUUGUGGUACAGAAUAAUACUGAAAAUGUUGCAAUGAUUUUAUAACACAACAUGCUCUAUGUGAAGACAACACUGUUUUAUCAAACACAUUGUGAAUAUAUCCCACUUGCAUUUACUCCCUUUGAUAAAGUAUUCUCACUCAGGGAAUCAUAAAUAUAAGAACACAAACUCUUCGAAGCCAUAUUGCCACUCAGUGGGAUGCAUAAAGCAUAGUAAAUAAAUAAGUGCAGGAAAUCGGUCAAAAUUGAUGUGCGAAAAGGAUGAUAAAGCAAACCUUUCUACAUACCAUAAGCAUUAUCAAACUUCCCUCCACACCAAAAAAAAGUGUUACAUUUUGUUUUUGCUAAAUUAUUAUAUAUAUAUUAGGCUUAUAUGUGGGUGCAUAUAUAAUUUCACAUUUAUCCUUGUUCUAGUCUACUUUUCCUUUUAGCCUUUUGCGCCUAAAGUACAAUUUUCCUGCCCUAGGCUAAUUACUGGACUCAAAGAAUUUAAUGGUUUAUUAAUCCUUUCCACGAACAAACUUCUGACAGCAUAUGUAAUUUUGUAUCUACAGUCCUGCUUGUAACUUCAAUGUUGAUGUUGGAAUAUGACACAAUUGUGUCAAUGCUAUCAAUCACUGUAAAAUCUUUAGGAUGUAUAUGUAUUUCUUUUACCCAAGAACUCAGUGGGCUCACAUUGUAAAGUCGUAGUAGUAAUAGCAUUCGUAGAGGGCAGACACAUUUAGCUUUGUUCUGUAGUUUUCACUGGCAAAUUCCAGUCAUUUUAAUAAGAAUCCACAUGAUUGGUGUUUUACAUGUGGGCAAAUGUUGGUCACAUGAGUCCGCAAUCACCAACAAAAAGCUGCUUGACUUCUGUAUGAGCUGUGCUUCAUACAUUGAUUCAAUAGAUAACGCACUUUUUUGUCCCAAAUUUCAAUAAUGCUGACCCCAUGUAUAGGUGCACAAGUUGUUUUCCAGUCUCAGUCUGUUUUAUGACAUCAGUAAAUAAGGAAAAAAUCUAAGCUUUUGAUGCUUGAUUGCUGUCUUAAUAGACAAUCAAACAUGAAGUGAAUGUGAUAUGUAUAUAAUGACUUGACGCAGUGUUGUUGUGUAGUGUGUGUUGGAUUUUUUAUUUUUUUAAGUUAUAUAUUUACAUCUGCAGUCUCUUAUUCCCAUCCUAAGGAAGCUGUAUGAGGCGGUAUCACUUUGACAGGCCGUCAUUAGCACAUAGAUGCAAUCUCUUACCCUCGCCAUCUGUAACUCACACAGUGAAUAAGGAAUUAGAUCAUUAGAGAGGUGUCUUUCUCCUUCACAAGAACUGCUAAAUAUUGCAUACUGUUUACUCAGUAGGAGGCAGAAGCAGUUAUAAUUUUAAGUUGUAAAAAGUUCCCUCAGAGUGCAUAUUUUUUACUUACUUUCUCCAUUGCAUUACAUUUUUUUUUUAAGGAUCACCCGUAAACUAAUGUGUUUAUGCUCAGAUAAACAAAAAAAGAAUCUGUUGAUUUUCAUCUUUGUGUAAUCAUAACGAGCUGUGUGUUAAUCAGGUUAAUGAUUUAAUGACUGAUUGUUGGCCAACAAUCAUUUGGAAAGAUGUGUGUGUCUUGUGUUGGCUCGUUGUAAAUUGACAAUACAAGGCUUUUGUGACGUGGAUGUUAAUGAUGUAUCUGCAGACCAAAGUGGUAGGAUAAUUAGAAAAGGCUAAUUAUGGGUAAUUAAACUGAUUAACUGAUAA